UAAUGUUAGAAGUGUGUAGUGUAGGAAAGUGUGCCUUCUUGGAAAACUUGAACCUUUCAACUGCUGCUGGUUUAACUCUCUCUAAUAAUGUGGCUUUAUAAUUUGUUGCUGGGUAUUGACCUAAAGGAUCUGUUCCUGUUUAUUUUUAUUUUUAUCAUAAUAGCCGACUUCAUCAAAAACAGGAAUCCUCCAAAUUAUCCUCCAGGACCAAUGGCUCUUCCGAUUGUGGGGAAUUUCUUCAGUUUGGACAGUAAACAUCCACACGUAUAUUUUACCAAGCUGGCUGACGUUUUUGGGAGUGUGUUCAGCAUCCGCCUCGGCAGUGAAAAGACGGUGUUUGUGUCUGGGUAUAAGAUGGUGAAGGAAGCCUUAGUGACACAAGCCGACAACUUUGUGGACCGGCCUUACAGCCCGAUGGUGACCAGAAUUUAUUCAGGAAACUCAGCGGGUCUUUUCUUCAGUAAUGGGAGAGUGUGGAGGAGACAGCGGCGUUUUGCCAUGGCCAUGCUACGUACCUUUGGUCUGGCCAAGAGCUCCAUGGAGCAGAGCAUCUGUGAGGAGAGUCAUCAUCUGCAGGAGGCCAUGCAGAAGGAGAAAGGUGAGCCAUUCGACCCCGUGCCCCUCUUAAACAACGCUGUGGCCAACAUCAUCUGCCAGAUAGUGUUUGGGAGACGGUAUGAAUACGGCGACCACAACUUCCAGAGCAUGCUGAAGAGUCUGACUGAGAUGGCCUAUUUGGAGGGAUCCAUAUGGGCUCUACUUUAUGAUGCGUUCCCAGCUCUGAUGAAACUCCUGCCGGGGCCUCACUGUGGCAUCUUCAGCAGCUCCAGGUCUUUGGAGGCAUCUAUCAGAGGAGAGAUAGAGAGGCACAAGUUGGACCUGGACCCCAGCAACCCACGAGAUUACAUCGACAGCUUCCUCAUAGAAGAGAAACACAACAGAAACAGUGAACUACGCUUUGACGAUGACAACCUGGUUCUGUGUUGUCUGGAUCUGUUCCUGGCUGGUAGUGAGACCACUUCAAAGACCCUGCAGUGGGGCCUCAUCUACCUCAUCAACAACGCUCAAAUCCAGGAUAAAGUCCAUGCCGAGAUAGACAGAGUGAUCGGACAGAGCCGACAGCCCAGUAUGGCAGACAGACCCAACCUGCCCUACACUGACGCUGUCAUCCACGAGGUCAUGAGGAUGGGAAACAUUGUUCCUUUAAAUGGACUCAGAAUGGCUGCCAAGGAUACAACACUGGGUGAUUUCGUCAUACCCAAGGGAACCUCAGUGAUGCCUAACCUAACCUCCGUGCUGUUUGACAAGACUGAAUGGGAAACCCCCGACACCUUCAACCCUGAACACUUCCUGGAUGCUGAGGGGAAGUUUGUGAGGAGGGAUGCAUUUUUACCUUUUUCUGCAGGAAAGCGUGCAUGUCUGGGUGAAGGUCUGGCGAGGAUGGAGCUGUUCCUGUUUUUUGUCAGUUUGCUCCAGACAUUUUGUUUUUCAACGCUGAACGGAGUUCAGUUGAGUACUGAAGGAAUCAUAGGAGCCACACGCACGCCGUACCCCUUUAAGAUCUAUGCCACAGCCCGCUGAAUCCUGCAAACUGUGCUCUACUAUAGAGCAAAGCACACAUACAUACAUUUUAACAUAUGCAACACAAAUGCUGUAUCGUUGGCUAGUUUGCCUGUCAACACAAAAAGAACACAUUACCAGCAGAGACAGCAUUCAACAGUCCUGUCUAUAACAUGUGUCUGAAACACGAGAGCUGAUGGUGACACAAGAUGAACUUUAACAUGGUUUGUUUUGCCCAUUAUCACGAGUGAAAUGUGAUACAUUUACAUUUGUCCAAUAUCGAGAGUUAUGUACCCAGCAUACAGCACCAACACUCUCCAAUAUAUGCCUAUUAUUACUCACUUUAUAUGAUUU
Molecule: messenger RNA, 1914 nt
Organism: Trematomus bernacchii (emerald rockcod)
Lineage: Eukaryota; Metazoa; Chordata; Actinopteri; Perciformes; Nototheniidae
Product: cytochrome P450 2J2-like
Exons: 9
Coding region: 88-1581 (497 amino acids)
Biological process (GO): xenobiotic metabolic process
Cellular component (GO): cytoplasm; intracellular membrane-bounded organelle
Molecular function (GO): iron ion binding; oxidoreductase activity, acting on paired donors, with incorporation or reduction of molecular oxygen, reduced flavin or flavoprotein as one donor, and incorporation of one atom of oxygen; heme binding
Source: RefSeq, a predicted model, not a curated record